CAGUGGCUGUCAGUGCGUCGUGCCCUUCAGCCUGCCGUCCGUCUGUCCGUCCAGCUAACAGCAAUCAUGGCCUCCGCCAGCCAGCGGCUCCUACUCCGCUGCAUGUCUACCGCCGCUGCAGCCCCCAUCAAAAAGCUGGUCAUUAAGCACGUGACGGUGAUCGGAGGGGGCCUGAUGGGAUCCGGUAUAGCGCAGGUGGCUGCAGCUACUGGUCACACAGUCGUAUUAGUGGACCAGACAGAUGACAUCCUGAAAAAGUCUAGAAAAGGUAUUGAGGACAGCUUGAAAAGGUUGUCCAAGAAGAUGUUUGCUGAGAAGCCUGAGGCUGCGUCCCAGUUCAUUGAGAAGACCUUGUCAAACUUAACAACUAGCACGGACCCAGCCACCGUAGUACACAGCACCGAUCUUGUGGUGGAAGCCAUUAUUGAGAAUUUGGACAUAAAGCACGAGCUCUUCAAGAGGCUGGAUAAAUUUGCCCCAGAACACACCAUAUUUGCUAGCAACACAUCGUCAUUGCCAAUCACAGAUAUUGCCAAUUCCACAACCAGGCAGGACCGGUUUGGAGGGCUGCACUUCUUUAACCCAGUGCCAAUGAUGAAGCUCGUAGAGGUCAUUAAAGCUCCAAUGACCAGCCAAACAACGUUUGAAUCUCUGAUAGAUUUCAGUAAAGCUCUUGGAAAGACUCCGGUGUCCUGUAAGGACACUCCUGGCUUUAUUGUCAACCGUCUUCUUGUACCCUAUUUGAUGGAAUCUGUCAGGCUUCAUGAGCGUGGACAUGCAUCAAAAGAAGACAUUGAUGUUGCGAUGAAGUUAGGAGCUGGUUACCCGAUGGGCCCUUUUGAACUCUUGGACUAUGUUGGCCUUGACACAAGUAAAUACAUCAUUGACGGAUGGUACGAGAUGGAGCCAGACAAUCCUCUGUUUGCUCCUAGUGAAUUGCUGAAUCAGUUGGUCGCUGAGAAGAAGCUUGGGAAGAAGACUGGAGAAGGUUUUUAUAAAUACAGAUAAAUCUACGCUGAAGCCACCCAUCCUUCAUAUUUGAAGGAUAUAUUUUUUAGGUUCUGUACAUUUUGCGGCAUAUGCCAUGCUUGCCAUGUAACAACUGUAUAAUGACCGUUAUGUUUUUCAAUGAAAAUAUAAUCAUUACCGUUGUACUAGCUUGCUUUCUGUUUAACAGGAAAUUCAUAUUGAUUACUUUUGCAUACUCGAGUCUGUACACACACUAGUGCCUUAGUCUAAUAAUUCUCCAUCCACGGUCAAAAUGCUUUUUUGUACAGCUACCUAAAAAUGUUAUAACUGAGCUGCUUUUUUGGAGGUAAUAAAACAUUGCCAAACUUG
Molecule: messenger RNA, 1338 nt
Organism: Spea bombifrons (plains spadefoot toad)
Lineage: Eukaryota; Metazoa; Chordata; Amphibia; Anura; Pelobatidae
Gene: HADH
Product: hydroxyacyl-CoA dehydrogenase
Exons: 8
Coding region: 67-1008 (313 amino acids)
Biological process (GO): fatty acid beta-oxidation
Cellular component (GO): mitochondrion
Molecular function (GO): (3S)-3-hydroxyacyl-CoA dehydrogenase (NAD+) activity; NAD+ binding
Source: RefSeq, a predicted model, not a curated record